Pieris brassicae (large cabbage white) is the source of this 873-nucleotide messenger RNA. RefSeq lists its product as uncharacterized. The transcript has 3 exons. Gene Ontology annotation, biological process: chromosome segregation. Lineage: Eukaryota; Metazoa; Arthropoda; Insecta; Lepidoptera; Pieridae. Gene Ontology annotation, cellular component: Ndc80 complex. The coding region runs from base 157 to 780 and encodes 207 amino acids. The record is from RefSeq and is a predicted model, not a curated record.
UGUGAUAUUUAUGUUUGGAUUGCCGUUAUUUCAAAUUGUGUUAUUGAUUGAGGUGUGAGUGCUUCGUGAGUUAAAUUAAUUUUAAAGAUAUAUUUUAUUCAUAAUCUCAAAUCUUUUAAUCCUAACCUAUUGCGUUGUUUGAAAGAACUCUAAACAAUGCAUGCUACAGAAGAAUUCCUCGAUUUCGAUAAAUUAGAAGAAAAAAUGUAUGGAAUAUUUAAGACCAGUGUUUUAAAUUAUACACAGGAUAUACUAAAUCUGUUUGAUAAUCGUUGUAUUUUACAAAAACCCGCAUACCGUCCAAAUUCUGCAAAUACGUUAGAAGAAGAAUUAGAUAUACUACAUCAAUUAAACAAGAAUUUAAAAAAAGAAAUCGAUGAAAAUCUCGAAAAAUUAUCUCAAAAGCAAAAUGAAUAUGAAAGUUUUAAACAAGAUCAUAAACUUAUCACAAAUCAAAUCAAGGAAACCCAUGAAUCCUUAUUGAUGGCUCGAAGGUGUUAUAAAAAUUUCCUUAAUUUUUAUUACACUAUAGAAUCAAAACAGAUAGAUCAACAAGUAAUAUUUAUACAGUUUUUCACUCAAUCAAAAAGAGAUUCUGAGAAGUAUUCCAUAAGGCUAUUACGAAAUACACAAACAGGAAAAUAUUCAUUGCAAGAAAUUAACCCAACACUGAAGAAUAAUAAGUAUGUGGUGAGAAUUUUGGAACACACAAAUAAUGUGCCUGGAGUAUUGGCAUAUAUAAGACAAGGUUUUGUAUAUAUGAAAAAACAUAAAAAAUAAUCUGGAUUAUGAUCUUUAAUGUAAUAAAUAUGAAACAUGUAUUUACUUCUAUUCUUAUAGCUAUGUAAACUACAAUAUGUUAUGCCUUUUAAC